Trichechus manatus latirostris (Florida manatee) is the source of this 1359-nucleotide messenger RNA. It is a transcript of the gene ABHD17A, whose product is annotated as abhydrolase domain containing 17A, depalmitoylase. Gene Ontology annotation, cellular component: plasma membrane; endosome membrane. Bases 212 to 1135 code for a protein of 307 amino acids. The transcript has 4 exons. NCBI's taxonomy places the organism in Eukaryota, Metazoa, Chordata, Mammalia, Sirenia, Trichechidae. Gene Ontology annotation, biological process: protein depalmitoylation; regulation of postsynapse organization. Gene Ontology annotation, molecular function: palmitoyl-(protein) hydrolase activity. The record is from RefSeq and is a predicted model, not a curated record.
CCGCUGCACGGGACGGCGGCGCACGGUUGCGAGGCUCCCGAGGGCUCAGCUUGGACCGCAAUGGAGCCGGGCUGCAGCCUCCUAACGGGGCUUGUGUCUGGGGCAGAGGCCGGGAGGACGCUCUCCCCACCGCCCGUGGCUCAGAGCACCCCUACACGCCCCCUGCCGCGCGAGGUCGGCUGGCGUCCUCGGCGGGGGCCCGGCGCCCGCCAUGAACGGCCUGUCGGUGAGUGAACUGUGCUGCCUCUUCUGCUGCCCGCCCUGCCCCGGCCGUAUCGCCGCCAAGCUCGCCUUCCUGCCGCCGGAGCCCACCUACUCGCUGGUGCCUGAGCCGGAGCCGGGGGCUGGUGCCGCCCCCUUGGGCACUUUGCGGGCCUUGGCCAGCCCCCCGGGACGCUGGAAGCUGCACCUGACGGAGCGGGCUGACUUCCAGUACAGCCAGCGGGAGCUCGACGCCAUCGAGGUCUUCCUGACCAAGAGCGCCCGCGGCAGCCGUGUCACCUGCAUGUAUGUGCGUUGUGUGCCUGGUGCCAGGUACACAGUCCUCUUCUCGCACGGCAACGCCGUGGACCUGGGCCAGAUGAGCAGCUUCUACGUCGGCCUGGGCUCGCGCAUCGGCUGCAACGUCUUCUCUUAUGAUUACUCCGGCUACGGUGCCAGCUCGGGCAGGCCCUCCGAGAGGAACCUCUACGCUGACGUGGAUGCCGCCUGGCAGGCCCUGCGCACCAGGUAUGGCAUCAGCCCGGACAGCAUCAUCCUGUACGGGCAGAGCAUCGGCACGGUGCCCACCGUGGACCUGGCCUCGCGCUACGAGUGCGCCGCUGUCGUGCUGCACUCCCCGCUCACCUCGGGCAUGCGCGUCGCCUUCCCGGACACCAAGAAGACCUACUGCUUCGACGCCUUCCCCAACAUCGAGAAGGUGUCCAAGAUCACGUCGCCCGUCCUCAUCAUCCACGGCACAGAGGACGAGGUGAUCGACUUCUCGCACGGGCUGGCGCUCUACGAGCGCUGCCCCAAGGCCGUGGAGCCGCUGUGGGUGGAGGGCGCCGGGCACAACGAUAUCGAGCUCUACAGCCAGUACCUGGAGCGUCUGCGCCGCUUCAUCACCCAGGAGCUGCCCAGCCAGCGCGCCUAGCCCAGUGGCCGCGCCCUGAGCCGGCCUGGACCUCAGCAAUAAGGACCUCGUCCCUCCCGCCCCGCCGGGGGCUGCAUGAGAACCUCUGGCCUCCCGCGCGGCGCGGGCCGGGACAACCCCGCCUCGCCCCAGGGGCCGCGGACCAUGUACAGGCUACGGAGCCAUGCUCUUUUCCUUCUGGAAGCAAAAAAAAAAAAACCUGAAAAAAUUAAAGAUUUAAAAUU